CCAGAAAUAUGCAUACAAGGUCCAUCACUCAUGUUUUCUUAGUUUGUCUUCUGUGCUUAACAACUCACAUGCCAUGGUUAUUGGUUUGGAUUUCAUACCCAAAUCCUUGUUUUUUGUAAAGAGCUGAAUUUGAGCUGGAAUAGCAUCCAAAGGAAAAAGCUGGUUUAUUCUCUACAUAAAUGUUCAAUUUCCUUAUACUUUUCUCUCAGGAGAACCUGGCCUUUUAUAUUAACUAACCCUUUUCCUCUGUCUAGUGAGAAAAGUCCAUCCCCAUUAUUGCUAUUUGCUGGAGAAAAAGCACAGCAUAGAAGAGCACCAUGUGGAAGCAGUAAAUGCUAUUUAUAAAUUCAUAUCAGGUUCUAUUUUUCCCUUUCCAUUGGGUUGCUUUGCUCCUCCUUGAAGCAUUUGCAAUAGAACUUUCUGAUGGGGUUCCAUGACAUGGUUAUGCUACUGUUUUCUGCUUGGUGUGUCUUUUAUGUGGGAUUUUCCAGUGCUCAGUUGCAAUCUUCUCAAACCCAAGUGCUUCUCCAGUUGCAAAAACACUUGGAGUAUCCAUCACAGUUGGAACCAUGGAAAGAUCGUUGGACAGAUCUUUGCUCUGUAUCUUCUUCUCCACAAUUGAACCUCACAUGCAAGGACAAUUUUGUGACAGAGCUCAUGAUCAUUGGUGAUAAACCAACAAAAGGUAGGGACUUUCAUGGGUUUGCUAUACCAAAUCAAAUGCUAUCACAGAGCUUCUCCAUGGACUCUCUUGUGGCAACUCUUGCCAGGCUAACUAGCUUGAGAGUUCUUAGUCUUGUUUCUUUGGGAAUUUGGGGAUCACUACCAUCUAGCAUUCAUAGACUUUAUGCACUUGAGCAUUUGGAUUUGAGUUCUAAUUAUCUUUAUGGAUCAAUCCCUCCAAAGAUUUUCACUAUAGGGAACCUUCAAACUCUUAGAUUGGGUGAUAAUUUUUUGAAUGGAACCAUCCCCACCUUGUUCAAUUCAUCAAGUAAUCUGAAAGUUCUAAGCUUGAAGAAUAACAGGUUGACAGGUCAAUUUCCAUCUUCAAUCCUUAGUAUCACCACCUUGAUUGAAAUUGACAUGUCAACCAAUGAAAUAUCAGGGAGCUUGCAAGAUUUCACUGGCUUGAGAAGCUUGGAGCAGUUAGAUUUAAGGGAAAACAGAUUGGACUCUGCACUGCCCAAAAUGCCCCCAAGGUUGAUGGGGAUUUUCCUCAGUAGAAACUCCUUCUCAGGUCAAAUUCCAAAACAUUAUGGUCAACUAAAAAUGCUUCAGCAGCUUGAUGUUUCUUUCAAUGCACUCACAGGAACUGCUCCUGCUGAACUUUUUUCCUUACCCAAUAUCAGUUACUUGAAUUUGGCAUCCAAUAUGUUGAGUGGACCACUCCAAAAUCACUUGAAAUGUAGCAACACACUUAGAUUUGUUGACAUAUCACACAACAGGUUAGUGGGGGUCUUGCCUUCUUCUCUGAGAAAUGAAUUGGAAAAUCGAUUUGUUAAGAGCGAUGGAAACUGCUUAUCUGGGAGUGAGCAGUUGCAUCAGCAUCCAGUGUCCUAUUGCGUUGAGGCUCAUGUGAAGAAGAAAUCACAGAAUUUGGGAAUUUUUGUUGGUAUUGUUGUGGGAACUCUUGUGAUCAUAAUGGUUCUGGUUCUAUGCAUUGUUGUUGCUUGUAGAAAGUACUUCACUCGAGGGAUGUCCGAGCAGCACCUGUUGCAUAAAACAGUUCAAGAUAGCUAUGCAGUAGGGUUCUCUUCUGAUAUUAUUACAAGUGCAAGGUAUGUUUCUGAAACUGCAAAGCUAGGCAAAGAAGAUAUUCCCGCAUGUAGAUCAUUUUCCUUGGAAGAGCUACUGGAAGCCACAAAUAACUUUGACAACUCUACUUUUAUGGGUGAAAAUAUAUAUGGGAAGCUUUACAAAGGAAAACUGGAGAACGGGAUGCCGGUAGUAAUAAGGUGCCUACCUUUGUCAAAAAGGUAUUCCAUUAGGAACUUCAAGCUGAGGUUGGAUUUACUUGCAAAGCUUCGUCAUCAGCAUUUGGUAGCACUCUUGGGGCACUGCAUUGAUGGUGUUAUGGGAGAGCGUAAAGACUCAAAAGUCUUUCUCAUUUAUGAAUUCGUGUCAAAUGGGAAUUUCCAGACCUAUCUCUCUGGGGAUAAUUCUGGCAAGGUUUUUAAUUGGUCAGAGAGAUUGAAAGUUCUAAUUAGUAUUGCUAGGGCCAUCCACUUCCUACACACUGGAAUGAUACCAGGUUUCUUCAAAAAUCGACUCAAGACCAACAAUAUUUUGCUUAGUGAGAAUUGGAUGGCAAAGCUCAGUGACUAUGGACUGUCCAUUAUCUCAGAGGAAAAUGAUGCAAGUGGGGUAAAAGGAGAAAGCCCCAAUUCAUGGCAAAUGAAAACAUUAGAGGAUGAUGUUUAUAGCUUUGGAUUUAUACUACUUGAGGCACUUGUUGGACCUUCAGUUGCUUCUAAAAGAGAAGCAUGUUUGCUCAAUGCAACGGAAUCUUUCAGUAGUCAGGAUGGUUGGAAAAAGAUUGUGGAGCCAGUUGUGCAAGCUACUUGCAGUCGGGAAUCUCUAGUUAUUAUGAUUUCCAUAACAAACAAGUGUAUUUCUCCAGAGUCCUGUAACCGACCAUCCAUUGAGGACGUCCUUUGGAACUUGCAGUAUGCUUCCCAAGUCCAGGCAACAGCUGAUGGGGAUCAGAAAUAGUCACACUGACUUCUGAGUUAUGCUUCAAGCUAUUUCAAAAGAUAACUAUUUCAAGGUUGCAUCGUCUUGAAAUUUCUAAGGUUGUAUUUGUAUUUCUAUGAGCGCACUUGACCAAUUUGAAUGUAAAUACAAACACACCGUAAAAGGGUAGAAAAGUACUCGCAAGCUAGCUGGCUACAUACCCCAAUUGGGUCAACUUUAUCUAGCAAGCAUUUUGAUUUAUAUAGUGUACAUUUAUAUUUAUUGUUAAUAUAUUAUAUUUGAAUCA
This is a messenger RNA of Lotus japonicus, 2980 nucleotides long. Its product is annotated as probable inactive leucine-rich repeat receptor-like protein kinase At3g03770. Gene Ontology annotation, biological process: protein phosphorylation. The record is from RefSeq and is a predicted model, not a curated record. NCBI's taxonomy places the organism in Eukaryota, Viridiplantae, Streptophyta, Magnoliopsida, Fabales, Fabaceae. The transcript is spliced from 8 exons. The coding region runs from base 424 to 2712 and encodes 762 amino acids. Gene Ontology annotation, molecular function: ATP binding; protein binding; protein kinase activity.